CAGCUUCUGGUUUUGCUUUCAAGCACGCUCCUGCUGAAUCGCCUGCCCCCCUGCACACAAAAGCAGCGUGGCUCACAUACUCUCAAACAGUCUUACUUGCGCACACACCAGCCGCUGUCACUCUCAGGGAAGAAUCACACGCAUACACAUCUUUCACCUCACCACCUGGGACUCCAACAAGAGCACCUGCGAGGCAGCCGCUCGAGGAGGUCUACAUGCACGCUUUGCUGGAGAAACUCAUCUGAAGAAGAGGCUGCUGUCAGCACUGCCUGCUGGCUGUGCGCGUCGUGAGUGUGACUUUGUGAGAGGACCUCUACCUGUCACAAUGUCGGACGAGGAGUGCCGCUCGCCCAUCGGCUUGGACUGCUGCAGCUGCUGCCUGGACCUGGCCAACGGCUGCGAGCCCGAGCCAGGACGUCCUGGCCACGCCAGCCUGGGCAGCCCCACCUCCGUCAACCACUUCAGGCAGCUCCGCGACCAGCUACUUUUCCACAACCUCAACACAGACAAGCUCAACAACAUCAUGAGGCAGGACUCGCUGGAAUCGGUGGUCCGGGACCCCUGCUACCUGCUCAACGAGGGCAUCUGCAACAGCAACAUUGACCAGACCAUGCUGUCUAUCCUCCUCUUCUUCCACAGUGCCUCUGGUGCAAGCGUUGUGGCCAUAGACAACAAGAUCGAACAAGCAAUGGAUCUUGUGAAGAACCACCUGAUGUAUGCAGUCAGGGAGGAAGUGGAGAUCCUGAAGGAGCAGAUCAAGGAGCUGGCUGAGAAGAACAACCAGCUGGAGCGCGAGAACAGUCUGCUAAAAAACCUGGCCAGCCCAGAGCAGCUGGAGAAAUUCCAGUCACGCCUUCCCUCGGAGGCCCUGCUGCCAAUGGAGGCCCAGGACCUGGAGGCCUCUGAGCAGGGCGGCCAGUACAGCGGCAUGGGCUCCGCUGUGUAAGUGGCUCUGCCAUGGGGCGGGCAGAGCCACAGCUCUCACCUGAAAUGGACCUCCUGAGUCGCCGUCAUCGUUGUUGUUGAAUGCGCAACUUCUGCACGAAGCUGGCUGUACAGACGAAAAAGAACCUGACCAAAAACGAAAGAUUACGAUGUUCCAGUGGCCUUGCGUGUUCUGUAAUAUCCGACAAUCUCUUCGGACUAACACGGAAAAAGAGUGCCGUAGACGUCCGUACAAUGGGACCACCAGCCAUGCUGCAGGGGACCCGGCCUAGCCUUUCUCUCACUCCCUGUAAAUGAGGAGGAGGAGAAGGCACUCGUCUGACGGGGCUGUCCCGGCAGCCUGAAGCCGUGAAGCACCACGGCCCACAACGCUCUUGGCUAGUCCAAGCGAAGCCAAGGACACGUUCCCUAAGAGACUCUCUUCCAGUCUCACAAGAGCCCCACGUGGAGUUCUCACUGCUACAAGCUACUUGGGGUCACACAAGGCUCCGUCCUUGACUGACUAUACCUAACUCAUAGUCUCGCAUUAGUGGUCCCUCGUAAACAAGACCACAAUGUAGUUUGAAGACUGUUGAACUGGACUUUUGCAAGACACUGGUCCUCAGUGGUGAUUUUUACCAUAUGAUUCAUAAGAAUUACUUAUUCUCUGCAGUUGGGGCUUGCUGCUUAUAGGGGAAAUACUUUUUUUGUAACUGAACAAAAUCAACUUGUUUAUAUGCUCUAUGUAUAAACUGAUUGUUUUGUUGGGGUAGAAAUGUAUGUAUACAUUUUGCUUAGUUCUGUAAAUAGCAGAUGAUGUAAAGUGAAGUGCUUUGGAAUGAUGGAGAGGAGCCUUUUGCUCUUGUUGCAUAUGCACUCCUGAUAGACCUGAUUUUGUGUUCUUUUGAUGCCAACUUACCCGCUGGCAGGAUUGUGUGUAUGCGUUUUUGUCUGAAGAGGAGGACCACAUGCUCCUUGAUUUAACUGUUUUCUAACUACCAAAGACUUGCCUCAUACUCACAAGCCAACCAGGACCAUGUGUUUGUACACAGGACAAAGGCAUUUUUUUUGGUCCACAGACUAUAAAACAUGGGUAUUGUUGCUUCACUGUGUCCAUGGAAAAGUGUUUUUUUCAAUGAUGUAUGGAUACAGACUGCACACUGCAAUAAACCUUAUGUUUACACUAAA
This is a messenger RNA of Pygocentrus nattereri (red-bellied piranha), 2112 nucleotides long. RefSeq names its product TSC22 domain family, member 3 (gene tsc22d3). Lineage: Eukaryota; Metazoa; Chordata; Actinopteri; Characiformes; Serrasalmidae. The coding region runs from base 326 to 946 and encodes 206 amino acids. Gene Ontology annotation, biological process: regulation of transcription by RNA polymerase II. The record is from RefSeq and is a predicted model, not a curated record. The transcript has 3 exons.